Molecule: messenger RNA, 2007 nt
Organism: Babesia bigemina
Lineage: Eukaryota; Apicomplexa; Aconoidasida; Piroplasmida; Babesiidae
Product: helicase associated domain containing protein, putative
Exons: 5
Coding region: 1-2007 (668 amino acids)
Cellular component (GO): intracellular anatomical structure
Molecular function (GO): ATP binding; ATP hydrolysis activity; RNA binding
Source: RefSeq, a predicted model, not a curated record
AUGGAUGCAACUACGGAAUUGCCAAUAUGGUUUCACAAGGAUGAAAUAUUGUCAAAGCUUAGGUCUUCUCAGGUGUUGUUGCUCACUGGAGAGACGGGAAGCGGAAAGUCCACCUUCCUCCCGAAGAUUCUCCACGAAAAUGGAUACAGUGACAGCACAAUCGUCAUCACGCAGCCUCGGCGUGUGGCGGCUGUGUCGCUCGCGCGGCACGUUGCCUCCCUGUUCAGCUGUGACGUAGGGAAACUGGUGGGAUUCGCGGUGAGAUUCCUCAACUGCUGCGGCGAGGAAACGAAGAUCAAGUACGUCACGGACGGAGUGCUACUACGCGAAGUGCUGGUUGAUCAUCUUUUCUCAAAGUACUCCGUAGUAGUUAUAGAUGAGGCCCACGAACGCUCCAUACGCAGCGACGUGUUACUGGGUGUCCUGCGCACAUGCAUACCACAGAGGCGCGACCUCAAAGUAAUCAUAAUGUCCGCCACGUUGCGGUCCAGUGCAUUCGCAAAUUUUUUCACAGAUUGUGAGAUCGUACGUGUUGCUGGCAGGACAUUUCCUCUCGAUAUCUACUACGCACCGCAACCGCAAGAGGACUACCUCGAGGCGGCAAUGUUGACCAUCCUGCAGAUAAACCUGACGUACAAAAAUGGUGAUGUCUUGGUUUUUCUGACUGGGCAGGAUGAUAUAGAGGCAUUGGAUCAUAUGCUGCAAAACAAGGUGGCUGUCAUUACACAGUUCCUGAAGUCGUCGGGAGUUCAAGUUGGGGGAAACGUAGCAGACGUGAUGCGAGCCACUGAAGUGCUUCUAGGUGAUACACCGUACGAACUUAAAUACUGGAAAGAACUAGAAAUCGUCUCACUAUACGCCGCACUCCCGCUGCAACAACAGUCUAAAGUUUUUAAGCCCACACCUGACGGACACCGCAAAGUCGUGCUGGCAACCAACAUAGCAGAAACAAGCGUAACCAUUCCCGGCAUCAGAUUCGUGGUGGACAGUGGAUUGAUGAAACAGAAGUUGUUCUGCGCGAAGAAUUGCUUUGAGUCGUUAGUAAUACAAAAAAUUUCGAAAGACUCGGCUGAUCAACGUGCUGGACGAGCGGGACGUAUGGGUCCAGGAAAGGUUUUUCGUCUGUACACUACGGAAUCGUUCACCUCAAUGCGUGUAUCCCGCAUACCGGAGAUGCAAUGCACCAAUGUAUCGCACGUUUACCUGGAGCUAAAGAUGAUUGGAAUAAAGAACCCGCUGGACUUUCCCCUUAUAGAUCCACCAAGCAAAAACGCUCUGCUCGCCGCAGCAAUGGAACUCUACCGUCUGGACGCACUCGAUUGCAAGGGUAACCUGACAGAAACAGGGAAAAAGAUGGGACACAUACCAUUACUGCCACGUCAUGCGAGGCUUCUUUUGUGCUCUGCGGAAUUUAGCUGCACCUCGGAAAUGCUGACUAUCGUGGCGAUGCUGUCCACCGAUUUGACUCUUUUCUCGUCUGAAAAACACGACAAAGAAGCUUUUAAAAUGCGGAAAAACCUCGCCAACCCCAGUGGAGACCACCUCACGUUGCUCAAUAUGUAUACCAUCUGGAACGACACGCCAAACAGAAAGGAGACCUGUAAACAAUUCGGAUUCAACGCUGCCGCAUUCGAAAGAGCGUCCGAAAUACGAUCUCAACUCGUAGAAAUACUUACAAAACGCGUCGGGUUCAUCAACAUACCCAGUUGUAAGGACUCGUCAGAAUGGGACAACGUGCUGAAGUGCCUCUGUAAGGGAGGGUGGAUGAACAUGGCCUCAAUAAACAGCGACUCAAAGUCAUACAAAAUCGAAAUACAAAACAAGACGGUGGUUAUACAUCCGCACUCCGUGUUAUUCUCAAAGCGACCGCUACCGCCCCUGGUGGUAUUCGACGAAUGCACAAGCACAAGGAAGGCAUACAUUCAAAACGUAUCAGAGAUAUCACAAGACUGGGUAACGCAGCUGUUACCUAGGCUGUCACUCACAGGAUCGAAUACGUGUAGCUAA